This is a messenger RNA of Osmerus eperlanus (European smelt), 1485 nucleotides long. RefSeq names its product somatostatin receptor type 5. Gene Ontology annotation, cellular component: plasma membrane; neuron projection. Bases 230 to 1285 code for a protein of 351 amino acids. The transcript has a single exon. Gene Ontology annotation, molecular function: somatostatin receptor activity; neuropeptide binding. Gene Ontology annotation, biological process: neuropeptide signaling pathway; cellular response to glucocorticoid stimulus; regulation of insulin secretion. The record is from RefSeq and is a predicted model, not a curated record. NCBI's taxonomy places the organism in Eukaryota, Metazoa, Chordata, Actinopteri, Osmeriformes, Osmeridae.
UUUUUGAUGCAAUGUGAAGUCAUGGAGGGACAUGGUCCUGUUGUUUGUGUUCACGCUGGUCUGAGAAGAGAGUCAUAAGUAAGGAGAAAGAACACUGAGGAUUCUGGACUGUUUAUAUUUUGACUGGUUCCGAGUUACUUUCAUUUUUUGACACAGCCUUUACAUUUUUCUUUAAACUUUUUUCACUUCUUUCAUCAACUGCAACCAAGUUGGGGACUUUGUUAGCAAAAUGGCCGUUGCGUUCAACUCUGAGAUUUUCAACAACAACUCCAUCUCAGACCCUACCAGUGGUUACCAUGACUAUGGGGACUUGUACCUCGAUGACGAUCUGGAUGUGUUCAGUGUUACCCUGGCAGUUCUCUAUCUGGCCGUGUGUAUCUUAGGUCUGGCGGGAAACUGCUUGGUCAUUAUCGCCAUUUUGAAACUGGACAAGAUGGCGUCCGCCACCACGGUGUACAUCUUCAACCUGGCGCUAGCCGACGGGCUCUUCAUGGUGGGCCUGCCCUUCAUUGCCAUCCAGAACUUUCAGAACGGCUGGGCCUUCGGAGACCUGGCCUGUAAGCUGGUGAUGGUUCUGGACGGGAUCAACCAGUUCACCAGCGUGUUCUGUCUGACAGUGAUGAGCGUGGAUCGCUACAUGGCUCUUGUCAACCCGCUCCGUUUCGCCCGCUGGCGAACUCCGCGCCGCGCCAAGCUGGUCUCCACCUUCCUGUGGCUGUUCUCCCUGAUUCCCGUCCUCCCCAUGGCCAUCCACUUCUCUGUCCACGACGGGCUGUGCACCAUGGAUCUCCAGCAGGCCUCGGACUCCUGGUGGCUGACCUUCAUCUGCUACACCUUCGUCUUUGGCUUCGCCCUGCCCUUCACCGUCAUGACCGUCUCCUACACCGCCCUGGUGGUCACUCUGAGGACCCAGCGCCGCCAGGACGCCGCCCCGGGCCACGAGAGCCAGCGGCUGGAGAGGCAGGUCACCAAGAUGGUGGUGGUGGUGGUGGUGGCGUUCGGCGUCUGCUGGCUGCCGUUCUACGCCUUCAACUUCUGCUCGCUGAACCAGAACGACCUGGUCCUCAACUUCGCCCAGGGGUUUGAGUUUGUGGUGCUGCUCUCUUACUCCUGGAGCUGCGCCAACCCCAUCAUCUACGCCUGUCUCUCCGACACCUUCGGCCGACACUUCCGCACCCUUCUCUGCCCCUCCAAGAGAUCUCCCAGCGUGCACUGCGACGGCGAGACCGAGCACUACGACCUUCACGACAGCGCGGGUGGGCGCGACGCGAGCGUGAUGGCGUAGAGAAGUCGGGGAGUGAAAGGUCAAGCGGACCCCCACGUGCGUCUCCAUGCAUCCCUGUCACGACACACCGGGCUCCAUCGAGAUGCAUGUCUCUCUUACUAACGACUUCACACCUUUCCAAUCCUUCAACCCGCCCGUUAAUGAGUCUGGAUUCUUGCCCUGCCCAGGUCCAAGGAACAGGAGCUGAUUAGUCCUAGUGU